Amyelois transitella is the source of this 2477-nucleotide messenger RNA. RefSeq lists its product as uncharacterized. The coding region runs from base 1 to 2265 and encodes 754 amino acids. The transcript has 2 exons. The record is from RefSeq and is a predicted model, not a curated record. Lineage: Eukaryota; Metazoa; Arthropoda; Insecta; Lepidoptera; Pyralidae.
AUGGGCUCGCGGCGGUGUCUCGCGAGUCCCAAAUCCAAAUCAUUACCUAGCACUAAUACCUUUCAAGACACCAUCUCUGUAUCCAAGGGCUACGACACGGGUAACCAGCCCCAAACUAACGCCCAUACCUCUGUAUCCAAGGGCUACGACACGGGUAACCAGCCCCAAACUAACGCCCAUACCUCUGUAUCCAAGGGCUACGACACGGGUAACCAGCCCCAAACUAACGCCCAUACCUCUGUAUCCAAGGGCUACGACACGGGUAACCAGCCCCAAGCUAACGCCCAUAUCUCCGUAUCCAAGGGCCACAACACGGGUAACCAGCCCCAAGCCAGCGCCCAUAACUCUGUAUCCAAGGGUCACAACACGGUUAGUAGUCUUAUAUUAAUAAGUAAUGUUACUUACAGUUCAGCUCGAGGGCAAUCUCACGGAGAUUACAUCCAACCAAUCACCUUCAGUUCGGGCCUCUACUAUGACUACCUGGGAACUCUUAAGAUUAAAAACAAUGAACUGAAAAUUAUAAUUCCAGUGGAUAUCUCGCAUUUCCAACCUCAUAUACAGAAUAUUAAAAUAGCUUUAGAAAACACCAGACUAUUAUGCAAAGCAACACAGGCUGAACAAAUUAUUGCCGAAUGUAACAGUUGGUUACAACCACUGAUAGUGCGAUUCAAGGACAUGAAUAGAGAAUAUGAUUCUAUCUCGCAUCUAAUAGAUAAUAGAGCUAAGCGUAGUGCAUGGAUAGGAGGUAUAGGUACAGUAUUUAAAUAUAUUUUUGGCACAUUAGAUGAAAAUGACGGCAUUCAAUAUGAAGAAGCAAUAGCCACUUUACAGAAUGAUGAAAAACGCCUAACUAAACUCAUGAAAGAAAAUAUUUUGGUCACCACUUCUGUACUGGAACAAUAUAAUAAAACAAUAGCUACAAUUAAAGAAAAUGAAAUAAAAUUAUACGAAGCUAUUGACAAGCUCUCUCUUUUUAUAAAAAAUAUAUCCGACGCUACCAACGAACUACAAAUACUUACCGAUAUUAACAGAAUAUUUGAUUCACUUGAAACAUCAAUACUAACAUUGUCCUUCCAAUUAGAAGAUAUAACUAAUAGCAUUUUAUUUAGUAGCCAGGAUAUUCUACAUCCUGCUAUCAUAACACCCAUUCAAUUACAUCAAGAGCUUGCCAAUAACUAUAGACAUUUGCCUAGUGACCUUGAGCUGCCUGUAACACUAGAUAUUAAUUCUAUACACUUAAUUUUAAGUAUAUCAAAAUUAGUAUGUUAUUAUGUUAGUAAUAAGAUAGUAUUUGUUUUACAAGUACCACUUGUGAACACUAAAGAAUAUGUGUUAUUCCAUAACAUAGCAUUACCUGUACCAUAUGACCCUCGUGAACCGAAUAGUUUUAGCCUAAUUUCUCCGGCCAAUAAAUACAUAGCAAUGACCAAAGACAAGGCUUACUACUGCAUCCUCGAUGAUUUAAAACCCUGCAAGCUAGUGAAUCCCGGAUCCUAUAUAUGUGAUAUUGGAAGUAUAUAUUCAACCGACGUAAAGCCUAUAUGUGAAAGUGAAUUGUUAACAAAAAUAAAUAGUGUAAAACCAUUACAGUGUGAAACUAAAGUGAUCAUCGGAACACUAGACAUUUGGAAACCCCUUACAAACAAUAAAUGGAUAUUUGUUCAGACGGAACCCAUUAGAAUAACAAUAGACUGUCUUAACGCUCAAUUGUAUGAGACCACAAUUCUAGGAACGGGAAUACUCACAUUACCUAAGAACUGUGUUGGGUAUUGUAAAAGUACUACACUAACACCUAAAUAUAAUAUUUUUAAUAUAACUUCACCUAUAAACAAUUUCCCGGAUUUCAACCUAAUUAACGAUUCAUGUUGUAAUUAUAUAAAAUUAAAUAGACUAGCAUUUGAUACACCCCCUGUACACUUAAGUAAUGUAGACUUAGAUGAUUUCGGCCAACGUGGCAAUAACAUGGUCAAGUCCCUUCUAAGCGACCUAGAAGCUUUGGAAAAUCAGCAAAGCCCACAUAUUAUAAAAUAUGGGACACACUAUUCUAUUGUUACUAUAAUAUUAGCAAUUAUGUUCAUAGUAUUUUUAAGUUUUAUUAUUAUCAAAAAUUUCUGUAAAUCUGGCAGCAACCGCCCUGUUAAAUUCAAUCUCAAUUUAAAGAAAGUAAAAUCUCAAACGACCCCCGAAACCGUAGAACUUACCGACAGACAUGACCCUGGACCUGAGACAAUCAACCCUGUUGCCCCUCUUAGAACUAGAAUUUAAACGGAUACUUUGAAACUACCCCAAAGUCUCCUCUUAAAGGGGGAGGUGUUACAUCCCGCUAAUGUUAGUGAUAGCGCUGACGGAGCAAACCCUUCAGGCUUGCUCAUCACCCCCUCACAACGCCUCAGUCCUGAGCGUUGCUCUCAUAGUCAGUCCACAUUAGAACCUCUUGCAGAGCGGUUGCCUCCAUAACGUUAUAAAUCUAUCCAAUA